Molecule: messenger RNA, 879 nt
Organism: Rattus rattus (black rat)
Lineage: Eukaryota; Metazoa; Chordata; Mammalia; Rodentia; Muridae
Gene: Dnajc4
Product: DnaJ heat shock protein family (Hsp40) member C4
Exons: 6
Coding region: 10-792 (260 amino acids)
Source: RefSeq, a predicted model, not a curated record
UGGAACCCAAUGGACUUUUGGGGGCCUCCCUUUACCAGCUGCCCGCCCGCCGUCGUCAUGCCGUCCCUGUUGCUCCGGCUGCCCCUGCGCCUAUGCCGGCUGUGGCCCUGUAGCCCUCCCACCCGACUCCUCACAGCCGCAACAGGGCAGCGGCCUGUCCCUACUAAUUACUAUGAACUGUUGGGAGUGCAUCCUGGCGCCAGCGCUGAAGAGAUUAAGCGCGCUUUCUUCACCAAGUCAAAAGAGCUACACCCUGACCGAGACCCUGGGAACCCAGCCCUGCAUAGCCGUUUUGUGGAGCUGAGUGAGGCGUAUCGAGUGCUCAGCCGUGAGGAAAGUCGUCGGAACUAUGACCACCAGCUGCAUUCAGCCAGUCCUUCAAAGCCGUCAGGGAGCACAGCCGAGCCUAAGUAUAAACAGCAGACACACAGCAGCUCCUGGGAACCCCCGAAUGCUGAAUACUGGGCCCAGUUCCACAGUGUGAGGCCACAGGAGCCCAAGUCAAGGAAGCAGCAGCAUAAACACAACCAGCGGGUCUUGGGGUACUGCCUUCUGCUCAUGGUGGCAAGCAUGGGCCUGCACUACAUCGCCUUCAGGAAGCUGGAGCAGGUGCAUCGCAGCUUCAUGGACGAAAAGGAUCGGAUCAUCACAGCCAUCUACAAUGACACUCGGGCCAGGGCCAGGGCCAACAGAGCCAGGAUUCAGCAGAAGCACCAGCAGAGGCAGCCUCCGACAGAACCCUCCCUGCCUCCAGAAAGUUCCAGGAUCAUGCCCCAGGACACAAGCCAGUGAGAGGCUUACCUAGGUGGGACCUGUAUUGGUCCUCCCCUUGCUGCCUGUCUAGGACUACACGUGCAAUAAACUCAUAUUCAGACUCCU